AAUUGAAAUUUUAGCUGCUUGAUAGUAUUAUUCCGUUACAACAGGAAGCAUAGCAAGACAGGGCACGGUAGCCACUAGCCGCAAAUAAUUUGCAUUGAGGCAGGAUCAAACAUGGCAGUAACAUCAGUAGCACAAAAGUGAGCAGAAAUAAUAACACGAAGAAGACAAAAGGAAUAACCAUUUUAACGGCUGUAGUGAAUCGCAGGAGCAAUAAGCGGGAAACAAGGCAGUGUUUGUUUGACUAAAACCCCGACAAACUUACCUUAACUUCUCAUAUAUGAUCUAGAGAUAAUAAAACUACUAGCACUAGCAGUGGAACUUUUGCGACCCCGUUCACACUUCACAGAAACGCUCUUAUCCUGUUUUUCUGUCACCGCAUGGUCCCUCCCUUCUUCUUUUAAACUUCUCUGUCACUUUUUUCCAAUAUCUCUUUCUCUUCCCACAUCACAAACAACUAACUCGUUGAAUAAUAUCUCCCAGAUAACCCUGCACUUUCUCUUACAUUCUUCUCUCUUUUCUUUCAUUCUGUUAAUUCCCCUGUCUUCUUUACUCUUUGGAUUCAGCACUUGAAUUGAAUUUGACACAGUAGAUAGACCCUUCUCGUGGCGUGAAAUUGGGGAGUCGUGGUAGGUGCCUAACCCUCAGACUCCUGAGUUGUGUGAGUAAAGGAAUAGCAUAAUAGAUAGCCAUAGGAUAUGCUUUAAACAAAUGCUUUUUUGUUUUCUAUGUGUAAGUGUUAAAAUCGAGGUAGAUGGUAGUGGAAAGUGAAUUCUAAGCAAAGCUCUCUGUAACUACUUUUUCUGUUUUUCUUUGCAAGUUACUUCUUAAGGUGAUAGCCCCAGAUCCAGUUCUGUUCAGGCUGAAGGGUUUUUGGGCAGUGGUGUUCAUUCAUGGUGCUGUGUGAGGGAAUAAGGAGGUGGUGCUUUGCCUAAAUUUGUGGAUGGACAUGGACCGGAGGAGUUGGCCAUGGCGCAGGAAGUCGUCUGAGAAAAGUCCCGGUGAAACUGAGAGUUCUGGCUCAAUGUCAUCUCAUUCUGAAAGAUUUUUUGAUGAUCAGGUAUAUCCCACCCAAACUACGCCGCCUCCAGAAGGCAUGUUUGAAGCUGCACCAAAUGAUGAAGAAGCUAAUGAUGUGAAGACUCUAACAGAAAGAUUAUCUGCUGCUCUCUUAAACUCUCGUGCCAAAGAAGACUUGGCAAAGCAGCAUGCUAAAGUUGCGGAAGAAGCUGUCUCAGGCUGGGAGAAGGCUGAAAAUGAAUUAUUGAUUCUUAAACAACAACUCAUCGAUGGAAAACAGCAAAACUCAGUUCUUGAAGACCAAGUUAGUCAUCUUAACGAGGCACUCAAGGAGUGUAUGAGGAAUCUUCGACAAGCUAAAGAAGAACAAGAGCAAAAGAUUCAUGAAGCCUUAACAAAUAACUCUUAUGGCUUGGAAUCCAAAAGACCCGAUCAUGAGUGGAAAGUUGUUGUUGCUGCUAAAGCAGAUGCUGCUGCUUCAUCAGUUCAUUUGGAUCUUCAGCAGAGGCUUGAGGGUAAGGAGAAAGAGAAUGCAAGUCUUAAAAUAGAGCUACAAUCUCGACUAGAGGAAUUAGAGUUCAGGACCAUAGAAAGGAAUUUGAGUACUCAGGCUGCUGAAGCAGCAAGCAAGCAACAUUUGGAGAGUAUAAAGACGGUGGCUAAGCUAGAAGCCGAGUGUCGUAGACUAAAAGCUGUGACUCGCAAAACAUUAUCUGCUAAUGAUCACAGGUCUUUAGCCUCCUCUUCAGUGUAUGUAGAGUCUUUUACUGAUAGCAUGUCAGAUAUUGGAGAGAGGCAAUUGAUAGUUGAAAGUGAUAUGCGGAAAUUAGGAGGUUGGGAUAUGAAUGAAGGUGAGCCAAACCACCAUGACUCAUGGCCAUCAACUUUAAUCAAGGAACUUGAUCAAUUUAAGAAUGAAAACACUGCUGGAAAAAAUAGUAUGGUCUUUUCAACUGAGAUCAAUCUGAUGGAUGAUUUCCUUGAGAUGGAAAGGCUUGUUGCAUUGCCAGAUACUGAAAGUGUAAGCAGUUUUCCUGUGGAAGGUGCUGCAUCUGACCAACUCAAUGUUGGCCCUAGAACAAAGAAUGCUGAAGUGGAAGCUAUUGUUCAAAAGAACGCUGCAUUGGAAAAGAAACUAGAGAAAAUGGAGGCAGAGAAACUCGAGCUAGAGAUGGAUCUAACCGAGUGCCAAAAGCAGCUUGAAGCAUCACUGAGUAGGAUAAAGGAAGUGGAAUUGGAGGUAGUAGAGCUCCAAACUAAGUUAGCUCUUGCAAACAACUCAAACGAAGAAGCAUACGAGAAACUAGAAGCAACUGAAGAAAAGAAAGAGAUAGCUGAGUCAAAACUCAGAGUUGCUCAUACGGAAGCAGAAGAAUUGGUUUCAAAAAUUUGUUCAUUAGAGGAAGAGAUUGAGAAAGAGCGAGCUUUGUCUACUGAGAAUAUGGCCAAGUGUGGAAAGUUGGAGGAUGAGCUCUUGAGAAUAAAGAAUGAAGCUCAACUCCACAAAGACACUUUGAUUCUGCCUGGAGAAGGUGUUAAUAGUGAGUUAAAGCAGGAGAAGGAACUAGCAUUGGCUGCUAGUAAAUUUGCAGAAUGCCGAAAAACCAUCGAAUCUCUUGGACUGCAGUUAAAGUCCCUUGCAACAUUGGAAGACUUUCUACUUGAUUCAGAGAGCCCUAUGGAGUUAACUUGUGAAGUUACACAACCAGGUUUCCAAAAUGGUGGUGAGCAGUUGAAGAAGUUACAUAAUGGUGAUUUGAAUUUGUCCAAAAGAGAUUCUAAGGCAUCAGUUUCACCAUUUGAAAAAACCCAUAAUAGUUUUGGUAGGUUCAACUUCAACCCAAGAAGCAAGAGUGUAAGCAAAACAAGAAGUCACUGAAAAAUAAGGUGAAGAAAAAAAAAAUGAAGUUGUAAAUGUGAUUUAUAAUUAUUCAACGUGUAUAAAUCCAAAGUUACUUGUUUACAUAUCAAUAGCACAUCUUGCAGAACUAAAAUUGUUCACACAUAAAA
Glycine soja is the source of this 3027-nucleotide messenger RNA. Its product is annotated as filament-like plant protein 3. Bases 941 to 2896 code for a protein of 651 amino acids. NCBI's taxonomy places the organism in Eukaryota, Viridiplantae, Streptophyta, Magnoliopsida, Fabales, Fabaceae. The record is from RefSeq and is a predicted model, not a curated record. The transcript is spliced from 5 exons.